AUGCAUUUGAUUUCUCAAUUCUCUUGCUGGUCAUUCUUAGUGCAAUUCGACUUUGCCUCAAAACUGAGAUUUUCUUACUCGUCCAUCCCUCGCAGACAUGUUUUUAAAUAUCUACUGGCGCAAUCCUUCCUCUCCCACUGCCAUCAUCUAUCUUGCUUCAUCAUCACCGUCACUGCCUCGGUCACAAUUCCCACUCUUUCUCAAGCGACCCUAUCAAACCGUUCGUUAUGUUCUUGUUUGUUGAAUUACAAACAACCUGUUCUCUCUCUUUUGAUUUCAUGUUUCUUUCUUUCUUUCUCCCUUUUUUCUUCCUUUAACUCUUUCUUUCUUUCUUUUCUCUUAACUCUUUCUUUCUUUCCCUUCCUCACUCUUUCUUUCUUUCUUUCUUUUUCUUUCUUUCUUUUUUCUUUUUUCUUUCUUUCUUUGUUUCUUUUCUUUCUUAACCUUUUUCUUUUCCUUCCUUCUUUUUUCUUUCUUUCUUUCUUUCUUUCUUUCUUUCUUUCUUUCUUUCUUUCUUUCUUUCUUUCUUUCUUUCUUUCUUUCUUAACUCUUUCUUUCUUUUCCUUCCUUACUUUUUCUUUCUUUCUUUCUCUCUCUCUUUCUUUCUUUCUUUCUUUCUUUCUUUCUUUCUUUCUUUCUUUCUUUCUCAUUUUACUCCCCACUCCAAUUCUUUUAUUCCUUUAA
This is a messenger RNA of Acanthosepion pharaonis, 684 nucleotides long. The record is from the annotation of a GenBank genome assembly. Lineage: Eukaryota; Metazoa; Mollusca; Cephalopoda; Sepiida; Sepiidae.